Symbiodinium sp. CCMP2592 is the source of this 3147-nucleotide messenger RNA. Lineage: Eukaryota; Dinophyceae; Suessiales; Symbiodiniaceae. The record is from the annotation of a GenBank genome assembly.
AUGGCUUGUCUCGGGCGUGACGAGCUACUCGAACUGCGUGGGCAGCACGCCAGUCCAAGUGCAGAGCCUUUGCAAAGUCCAAAAUGCCUCCUGGUGCCUGGUAGCCUGGUGGCGGCACCGACAGAUGUUGCGACAUUCGAAGAGGAAGCCUUCGUGUCUUUCUUGCAGGUGGCUGGUCGGCCUUUGUCGCUACGUACACUCAUUUCUUUGGCCGAGACUUUCCAGCUUGGUAUGUCGGACCAGCGCCACGACACCGUGGCAAAGGUGAAGAGAAGAAAGGGCAAGAAGCGGCAGCCCGCAGUGCCGGAAGGCGACGAAGAGCAGGAAGAAGGAGAUGAAGAAGACGAAGGAGCCGAGGAGAAUGGCGGCGAAGUAAACUCGAAGAGUAGCAGACGAGCUUCCUUUGGAGCAAACUGUUCUACCGAGGAUUUGGUCCGUACCUGGAUCCAGAGACGCCCCGAUCUCUUUCGCCCUCGACUCACGCCGCUGGAACUGGACACGGAGGUCGAGCUCGCGUGCUCCGUGCCCUUGGUCACAUUCCAGCUGCCCCCUUUUCGGAUUCUUUCUGAGGCCCCCACUGACAACGAUCCAGAGAAACAUCUGCAGCGACUGUCGAGGUCGCUCUACGAAGCCGAGCCGAACUACCUCGCUGUCCUGCCGAAAAAUGCAGAGGAACUUUCGGAGAGCAAAGCAGAGAAUUUCUUGCAGCUCGCGGCACUGCAGGACUCGCUCCUCACCAGCGUCUACGGACAUCUGAAGAAGAAGAUGCAUCGCGUUCAAGGCCCGGCCAUCGUGCCAAAGAGGUCCGGAGAGGAUGACACGCAGCAUCUUCUCCGAGCUUUUCGCAAGCACGUGGAAAAGGAAGGCUAUCUGUCUUCUGCGGCCGUUCGGGCGGAGCUGGAUUCCAUCUGUAGCUUGCGAGAAUGUUCACAGACCCAGCUUCUGAAGGACCAGCGGCUCGGCCCCAUUUUCCUCGCCCAGAUGAAGAUGCAGAUGUUCAUCGACACCACGAUUUGGGUGGCCAUCACCUCAUGGCCCAUCGUUACCUACCACGACCUGGAAUCUACGAUUAUGAAAGGGGCCGACUUCCAACAGCAGCAUCGCUUUGCCGACUGUGGGCUGGGAAGCCUUAUCUAUCAUCCCAUGGUAGCCCACUUCUUCUUCGGACAUGAGGGCGACAAGGAUCCGCAGAGCAUGCCGCCCAGGGAGUUUCCCAAGAUCACCAGCGAGCAGCUCCUUUAUCUCAUGGUGAAGGGCUUCUUCAACAAUGAAGGCGAGUUCUUCCACAAGAAGUUCGAGAAAGAGUGGAGUCUGGAAGCAGGCUUAGCUGCCGCUGCCGCGAGUUUGGGUCUGCCCAGCUACAAAGGCAUCGGUGUCUAUGUCCAGCGCGAGUUCGUGGUUAAGCAAGUGCUGAAGCAAGCUUUGCAUCGACGAGAAGCGAUCAUGAGGCGGUGCAAGGGUGUGAUCCAGGAGAGUGUGAAAGCAGGACAGCUGGGCAGCUUGCCUUCGUGGGACCACAGUCGCUGGGGUCCCUUCUUCAAGAGCCUGAAGAGCUUGAGAUCCCUCCCGGAGCAGGUGGCGUACAUCAAGCAUGUGCUGCAGAAGGAGGUCCGUGGCAUUCGCGGUACAGGCGAUCUCGAGGCAGCCGUGGAAAGCAUCUUCACGCCGCUUCUGUUGCUUGCCAUUUCGGCCGCACACGUGUCAAGCAAGGACAAGAGCGGCGACCAGCUGGAGGCCGUUGUGAACACCGCAAGUCAGCUGAAGGAGUUGCUGCCACCGGGUAGCAACUUGGAUGAGCCGGCCCAGGCGCUCCGGGCAUUCCCAUCCCGUGAGACAUCGCUCGCCAAGGCGCUGCUGGCGAGCGAGCGAGCUGUGGCGCGCAUCUGUGGACUCAGCCACCCAUCUCAGCUGCCGCUGACACUGCCGGAGCUUCUCGAGCUGCGUCCGGAGCUCGCGGAGGCGCUGCCGAAACCGGAGGACUUUGGCCGUGGCGGCGGCGCAUCGGCGGGGCUGUGCGGCGAAAGUGAGCUCACUGUGGUACAGCAUCUCAUAGAGCAGCUGAACGUCUCGCUCCUCUCUCUCGUGGAAAGCGACGUGGGGCUGGCAGACUUGCUGACGGCUUUGGGCCGGAGUGAGGCCGCGAUUUGUCAGCAGUGUGGCGUCGCCUGCUUCGCAGAUCUGCAGCUGGAGGCCUCUUUCGGGGAGCUCAUGGCCCGUCAUAGCGGGGAGCUCUCAAAGCGAAUGGAGCGCUUCGUGCAAAAGGCCAUCCAGGACCACUUCGGACCAGCAGUGACUGCCAAGGAAGUGCGGGUCGCCUUCGACCAAGCAGCUCCUGUGAGCCCUCUGGAAGAUGUGGUGACAGCAGUGGAGUCCGCGCAUGCCCUCGCGGCUCAGACAAGUGGCCUCUGGCGUCAGAAGAGGGCCGCUACGCGAGUCAUGGGGAAGGAGGUGCUGAUGAACCUGCGCGACGUCUUGCCAGACUGGGCGGGCAACUUCCAACCGGUGUUGGGCGACUUCUCCAGCUUCCUGUUCCCCGGCUGCAGGCACUCCAGCAGCUUCCGAGAUGCCUGGGGACAGCACGCUUGUGGGAGUUUGAUCGUCGAACUUCGUUGGGAAGAGUUUGUCCGCCUGCCUUCAUGCAGUGUCAACGACUUCUUUGCCUGCGUCGAAGCACGUGAUGCCCUCGGCGCAGCCGGCGCCGCCCUGAGGAGGUUGGCUGACCAGUUUGCCAGCGCCGCAGAGGAUGGCUUCAGGCAGAUGACUGCCACCGGCAUGCGGGAGACCUUUGUACUUGAAGCCCUGGCAGCGCUGCCUACGGAGUGGCUGGCGAAGUUUACGGGCAUCACAGAAUGGUUUCUGGACUGGGAAGCCAGAUAUCCAGUGCACACCCCAGGCGACUUCGCAGAAGCAUCCGGCGAAGAAACGGUGGUUCGAGAUCGUGCGCCUGCCGAAGCGCCGCAUGUGCGGCAGAAACGGGAGCAAGCAGAAGUGAGCGAUGCCGAUAGCAGUGAUGGAGGCAUAAUCUCCGAGGGAACCGACAACGAUGAGGAGAGCUCCGAUGCCGUACGCAACGAGGAAUGGGCCAAUCGCAGCUUCACUGGAACGGUGUGCCGAGUGAGUGUGCAUCUUCGUGUCCUCGUGUCGUGA